Molecule: messenger RNA, 2128 nt
Organism: Labrus mixtus (cuckoo wrasse)
Lineage: Eukaryota; Metazoa; Chordata; Actinopteri; Labriformes; Labridae
Product: CUB and sushi domain-containing protein 1
Exons: 5
Coding region: 355-996 (213 amino acids)
Source: RefSeq, a predicted model, not a curated record
CUGUAAUGUUUUUCUCUAAUGUCUCGAUCCUCUGAAUGUCUCAGGUGAUCCAGUGACUUAAAUCCCUGCAGACCUUUUGACAUAGUGAGUGAAUCCAGUCCCAGCGUCACACACACACACACACAGCAUAGUGAGCAUUACCUGUGUGUAGAAGAUUAGGCAGCACAGGAAGAUUAGUCCCUAGCGUUACUUCCUGCUCUUUGAUUCUUCAUCCUGCACUCACUGGGGCAACGUCUCAUGGCGUCAUGCCUGUUGACUAUGCAGAGAUAAUGUGUAGAAUAUGGUAGGUCUCUGUUCACAGAUUCUCCAGCAGGUGUUUCGUUCAAAGUGAAUGCAUCAGGAGUGUGUGGCACCAUGACGUUGUUUCUACUGCUGCUGCUGCUGUUUGGCUGUUUGCAAAGAGCCAUUUCUCAGUCGCCUGGAUGGAACGAGGAGGCAGAAGGUAGUGGCCUGACAGAAUGGCUGCCUCAGCCACAUUUCAUCGAUGACAUCUAUUGGACUGGCACAGCCCCCGUUUGUGUGGGCGGCUGUAAGGGGCGGCACAAGGAGCUGAGGAGAGAUCCUUGUGGAGACUCGAGCUGCUGCUGGCUCGGAUACAAGUCCCUGUGCAGAGUUAACUGUGGAAGGCCAGAUGUGGACUAUAAUGGAGCAAUAUACGGUAACGACUGGUGGGUGGGCUCUGUGGUCACGUACACCUGUCGCUCCGGCUUCAUGCUUUUGGGAAAUCCAACCAGUACUUGUCAGGCUAGCGGCCUCUGGACCCCGAAACCUACCUGCCUCAGAAUGUGUCCUCAGGGACGUAUUGAAAUCAGUGAAAGGGAAUUAAGUGGUUCAUGUAACUCCAACUGCACUAAUAAGAGUUACUUCGGCCCCCCAAAACAAGGCUGCUCUCGGAUAGACAACUGUGAGAAGAAGCAGACGGGCUGGAAGCGUUUCUUUGCGCAGUGUGUCCCUUGCAUUUGUGACUGCGCUUUAUCAUGUGCAUCUGCAGGCUAACACAUGGGGGAAAAACAACAUGUUGACUGUACGGUGAUAUUAUUGAAUGAAGAAGAAAUACACAGACAGCUUGUACAUUGAAGAGACACUGUAUGUUUUGCUGCUUCUUCCAACUGUGCCGACAAAUCGGUGGAAAAAAUAUGUUUUUUUAAGUCAUUAAUUUAAUCACUCUGGCCGACAAUGACUCCUUGGUUUCUUGGAUUUUACACAAAGACAAGAACAUUUCAGUGCCUCAGGUUCAAAUUCUUCUACGUCAGCAGGGAAUGAUAAAUGAGGCCGAACUUUGAAAUGAACUCAACGAUUUAAGGAAGAAAAACUUCUAUCAGUUAAUAACCCUCUGUGUCAGACUUGGGUCAAGUUUUAGAUUCUUUGAAUGAUAGUUCAAAGAGGAGUGUUGACAUGGAUUAUCUGACAUGCUCUGUGUGACAUGUUUGCAUCUGUAACAGAAAGGAAGAAAUAAAGAUAAAAACCAGGAAAGAGGUGAAGUGAAACCGCAGAGAUUAACCGCUCUGCUUCGUGACUCCUCGUCUCAGUCCAUCUGCACUGGAAGGAGAUGAAACCUUAAUCCUGUUACGAGGGAGGAGCUUUGGGUUUUGAGACGCAGUAAACUCUUUAAGUGUUGUGAAAGUCCUAUCAGCUGGAUGAACUGUACAGGUAGAAUACAGUGUUUGCUUUCUAAUAUUUGAAUUAUUCAAACAAAAUCCCUGUAUUUGUUGAUAAUUCAAAUGUUAAUUUUUUUUUUACUGAGGGAUUGUUCAAAUGUGAAACGAUGACUCGUGCAUUUCAAAAGAACAGUUGUUGGCCUAUCUGAAGUUGAAGCAUCCACAUGCUGAUCUCAGCAGUAAACAGCUCUCUAUGAUUCUCAUCCUUUGUUUUCUUAGGACUCUGCAGAAUCUAUGGACAAUUUAACAAUUGAGAAAAUAAUCUGUGCCACAUUUCUCAUCAGAUUUUAAGUUGCCCUGAGCUGACAAAUGUUGCCACUCUCAGAUGUUGUAUAUAAAACUCUCUCAAUGGUCAGUACACAUCCUGACAUGUCUUAUUAUAUUGUUGGUUUGGUCUGCUAAAUUUAAAUUUCAUGCAAUCCUAACGCCCCAUCUAUAUUUUCUUAAAGUCCAAAGUGAUUUAAAAAUAA